CAUCCCAGCCAAGGCUUUCUCAAGCUGGGUCUUAAAAACCUCCAAGAAUGGAGACUCCACCACCUCUCUGGAUAGCUUGUUCCAGUGCCUCACCACCCUCCUGGACACUGUGCCAGGGCACCUGGCUGUCCUCCCGCUUCUCAACUCGGCAUGCCAACUUGCUGCCUUCACGUAUGCCGACCUCCAUGGCUUCCACCCGCUGCUGGGCAUCCUCCUCGACCUGCUGGAGCGUGGCCUGCAGGCCCUGGCAGAGGCAGCCACGGCAGGGGCGGCCCCCAUCCUGCAGAGACUGGAGGCACCGGUGGCUGCACUGAUCAGCUUUGUGCUGCGGGGCCUGGAGGAGGUGGCGGCACUGGUCACCGUCCCUGAGCAGCUGGCGGAUGAGGUCCCCGGGAGCCGGGCCAGCACAAUGCUGCUCCAAGCUUCCAUGCUGGAGGCCACAGGCGGCGCAGAGGAGACAGCUGGGUGGACAGAGGGGGAUGCCCCGGCAGAAGCAGUCAGCGACUUGGGCACAGUCGGGGUGGUGUCAGCGCCGGGGGCCAAGGCAGCACCGAGUUGGGCCGAGGGCGACGUCACCUGCUCCCUCCCUGCAGCUGUGAAUGAGGAGGCCAAGGAGCUGAUGCCGAGACAGACAAGUGGGGCCACUGAUGGCACAUCUGGGUGGCUGCAGGUGCUGCUGGCGGCUGCGGUGAGGCUGGCGUGGGGCUCGGCCAGUGGACUGUGGCGGAUCCUGCGCAAGGCACUGGCACUGCUGCUGCAGUGGGCUCUCGUGCUGAGAAGCCGGCUCCGUCGUGCCUUGGCUGCUCUGGCGAAGAAGGGCAGCUCCAAUGUGCAGCCCCCAGCUGGGACUCCCCAGGACGCCCAGCCUGUCGGGCUGCCUGAGAGGACCCAGUCCAGCUCGGAUGCUGUGAGCCACCAGGAACACACAGCCUCAAGUGAGGAAGAAGGGGAGAGCGUGGAGCAAAGCACCCGAGCUGAGAGGAGAGGGACUGGGGACUGGUUCGCGCCAGGCUGGGAAGGCCUCUCAGCCACCACAGAUCCAGGUCAGCCCAGGAGCCAGGACCCUUCCACCUCGGAGGAAGAGAAAUAAGCAGAAAUAAGGGCUGUACAGGCUCCUGCCCCGCCACGACCACCAGCCCAGUCAGAAAUGGAUUCCCCUCAUCCCACGGGGUCACGAAACCCCAUAGCAGUCUCCACCAGUCUUUAUUUUGUGGCCUCGCUGCCAUGUGAUCAUUGUGGGUGACGUGAUCAGCGUUAUCAGAGCCAAGCCCGGGCGUCUCCAGCGUUUCCUGCCGAAACCACCAGUGCAGUUGAUGCCGGAUUCGGAUUUGCCAGGGAGCCACGCCGGAGAGCCCUGAACAGACACGUGGGAGCAUCCUCUGCCACUGGUUCCAGUCCUCGCCAUCAGACAGCCACCGCCAGCCCUCCCUCAUAAACUCAUCGGUGCCACGUUGAAAAUAGCUGUCGCCUCCCCUUUCCCCAUCACGGCUAGAAAACACCUCCUCAGUUUAUUCCUUGCUUGCUCCAGCAAGCAGAACAAAGUGGAAGGAGAAGCCAUGCGAGUAAAAGGGAGGAGGAACUUUAACGUGGGGUUAACUACCUGUGUCUGCGCUCUUAUCCUGGGAUACAUAGCCUCCUUUCAUCGAGGCCUGAUGUACAGCAGCAGGCACACAGGCAGUUACUGUAAGCCCCCGGCCCCCACUUUCAGCUCCUGUAGCUGGUUCAUUUAUCUGUACCCUUAGGAACAGUUUCUUUAAUUAAAACCCACUGAACACUUAAGCCCUGGACUGACCCCCCACUGCGAUGUUAAUUGGCUUGGAUGGUUGUCGCCAAGAAAUUAGGUUUUUGUUCCUCUUCCAUUAUUUCCUGCCCUGCACGAGCGUUAUGUAAAAUGCUGUAUCCUGGCCACACCUGCUGGAGCCUAGGCUGCAUUAGCCUGUCCAAGCAGUGGCCGUGGACUGGCACAGCACCCCCGGGCACAGGAGGGGACAGCACAUGGGACUUUUCCAUCUUGUCACAUGUCUGAGACUCUCCAUGCCCCACAAGAGACAUAAGUGAGUUUUGUUAGCCCCACUUUCCAGGUGGGGAAACUGAGGCCCAGAGAGGUUGGAGGACUCAUCUGAGGUGCCACAGCUAGGGAAUGGCUGAGCUGGAAAUAAAACCCCAAGAUCCUAAUUCUGCACUCCCCUGGCUUCAACCCAUGGGACGUGCUUUGCUUUCAGAGUCAGGGGCAGCGCACCGUUCUCCUAAUCCAGCACCUCUUGUUUAAUAAAUGAGAAAUUAGUGGGGUUUUGUGCUGCCCCUGGGUGCGUCCCCCCAUCUCAAGCAGCUGGGGGUCCUCAUUUCCCCAGGCUCAGCGUCUCAGCUCUCUCCCUUCUGUUCCCUUCCCUGGGGCUGCAGCCUGGGCAUCCAGGGCAGGUGCACAGUGCAAGAUGUAGGUUUGCAGAAUAUUUUACCCUUUUUUGGCCCCUCUCAGUUUCACCUUGAGACUCAAGAGCACCAAACUUUCACCUGCCUGAGAUAAGAAUCAGACCUGGACCCAUCCCCAGACUCACUCGCAUGUGUCCAUCUCCCUUGCUACUGGGUGAUGUGAGGGAGUCAGCUCACGCUCCUGCCUUUACACCAGUGGGGCAAAAAAAAAGACUCUGGCCCUGUCUGCACCCUAUCAGUUAGCAAGGUCAAGGUGGCACUGCCAGCCCUGGGGGAGCCCUUCUCUUUAACCUCUCCUCCUCACACUGUGUUGCUGUAGCAGCUCAGGUUUUACGAGCCAAUUUACCUCCCUACGCAGCUCCGAAGACAGGGCCAGGUGUCAGCUCUGCACAUGGACUUUCCAGCGAGUCAGGUGGCCCAGAGCCUUCCCCAGACCCGUCUCAAGAGGCUGGUUUCCAGAUCCCUGCUGACAUAGAAUGCAAUCGUAGGUGCCCCACUUCUCUGAAUAGCCUCCUGCUUGCCUCCCUGAGAGCACGUGGCUGGACCCUUCCCAGUCUGGCUAUGAGACAAGGUCUUGCCAGGGGUAACAGCGGGGUGGAGAGACCCCAGCCCCUCAAUCAAGGGGGAUCCAGCUACAGUUUGAAUCCAAAUCUGGAAGUUCAGCGCCACGGUUUUGGUGCAGCCCCUCUAGGAGAUAAGAACCAGCUGCCAAAUUAGGGCCCAGCUCUUGAGUCCCAGGAGGCGGGUGGGUGCAGAGCCUGACCCCUGCUCCCAGUCUUGGAGCAUCGGAUGCUGGCCUUCUGAUCCAGCAGCCUCUCGGGGAUGGGCGCUAGGAUCAGCAGACUGGGCUCUGGAAAGAAAACCAAGCCCUGGUGUCUGGCAGGUAAUUACAAAGUCUGGGUCACCUGCACUGUGCUCCACUACAUACCCCAGUGGGUUGGGGGCACCUGUGGGGUGAAAUUGCGGGUGCCCAGGACCUUGUGCCUGUCCCAGUUGGGCCCUAAUUGCAUCCUUCACUGAGCCCUUAGUGGACACCGUGGCUCCCACCUAUAUCUGCCAUCCCAAGCAGGCUGGCUCGGACCUCCGCUCUUCCUUGACUCUCAAUGCACUUUCACUGAGUGCAAUUCAUGAGAUCCACCUGCUCUGGCUGGUGGAGUAAGUCAGCAGCGCAGCUUGGCCAUCCAUCCAGAUCCCUGUUCGAGUCCAGAUUCUCCCACUUGGAUCUUGUGAUCCUUUGGGGAUCAGCAAUUUUGCGGGGAGGAGAAUUGGUGACUGGGAGCCUGCACUUCUGGUUCAGUCCAAGCUGUCUUUUAACUCCCAUCCUUUCUUGCCGGCUGCUUGUCUCACAGCCAGUUCCUCUCUGCUGCGUCUCCUUGAGACUGUGGCGGGCCAGUAGGGGGCGCUUCUGAAUUGAGCCACACACCUCACUGCGCCCGACCACCUUCCAGGCUCCGAGCGCCUCCCUGGGGGUGCCUCACAUCUGGCCGACCCCCUUCCUGGAGCACACCCACUAGCCUGGGGGGGCCACUGCCACCGCCCAGGGCUAUGGACUGAUUCUGGCUCUGCGCACCUUGGGAAACACAGGCCUAGUAGCCCUCAAGGGUACUUGAUUCACUUCAAGAAGUUAGGAUGUUCCCCUCAGUCAGAAGCACAAGUAGUGGUCUCCCUUAGUCAGUCGAACCAAGGGGACCCCAAGGCAUAAUCUAGACCCACUCCCAAUAAGUCUCCCACACUAGGUACAAAGGAGAACUUUGUUUAGUUACAGAGGGUAGGGUUGGACUAGGGUACAGGGUAGAGCAAUAUCAGAAAUCCCAUAGAGCAAACUCCCAUGGCUGAGUAACCUUUGAUCACACAUCUGAGUUACUGCAAACUAUAUAUCUAGUUGGAUCUCAGGUAGCUUACUCACAAGCAUCAUCCAGAGGCAGGUGGAGAUCCCCUCUGGAGGCAGGCAGUUUCUUGAUCAUGAGUUUUGAGAGAGAGAGCAAGUUUCAGAUGGUGCAGCUCUUCUCUGUCUCUGAGUCUCCCUCAUGGCUGCUGCCCCCUCCUCCUGGGCAGUCCUCAACUUAUAUAGCCCUUGUGACCUCCUUUACCUGGUCCAAUGGAGGCCAGCACCUGUUGGCUGUCAGCCAACCAAUUUGAAAUACAUCACUAGCUGCCGGGCAGACUGGCAGUCUCUAGCCCACCAGGAAGGAAGCCCCUCACCCAGGUGUGUGAGGCCAGUCACAUAGGCAGAGGGAGCAGGUUUCCCCACUCCCUCAGGAAUGUAUCCAGCUCAGGUUUCCUAAAGAGAUAGGGUAAGGUGUGUAUCCGCUGCUAGGCCCAUCUUAACCAAAUUGUCAAAGAGCAGAGUUUUUGGGGAGAAACAGAGGUGGCCUUCUGCCACAGAGACAGAGAAAGAGAGAGAGUGCUGUGGUUUCUGCCUUUCUUGGGUUGGGAGACUGGGCCGGAUGCUGAGCUCUUCUAAAUGCCCUCUGCCACUACAGAGCACUCAUGUAAUAUCCUGGAAGGGCCGGGAGCUGGGCCGUGCCCUGAGGUGUCACAGGAAACAGGGGAAGUGACAGCAUCUGUGUAGCCCGGAGGCUACCAGGUUCCUGAGAUUACAUUAACAAAGAAGGCCCCCAGCCCUCUGGUUCCCACCAUGUCAUAGGGUCUGAGGGCUAUGGGGUGGGCUACCAGCCCUGAUCCCAAUCCCAGGCGGUUGCUUUAGCAUGUUGAAUCAAUAGAAAGGUGGUAGAUCCUCCAUCCUCGCUCAAAAAAGCCUUGGCUGGGAUGAUGUCAUUGGGGCUGGUCCUGCUUUGAGCAGGGGGUCGGGCUAGAUGUGACCUCCUGAGGUCCCUUCCAACCCUCAUUUUCUAUGAUUCUAUGAAUAAAGAGACCUCUACUGCCUGUGGCUUUUGGUCCCUGUACACUGGCAAGCAGAGGGUUAGCUAUGGCCCUUGCCUUCAGUAAAAGAGCAUAUCCUAAAGCCAGUAUGGAAGAUCUAGGUCCAGUUUGCAGAUGGGAACACCGAGGACAGCUAGGGCUGGGCCUGGCCCAAGGAAGGGGGAUGUUCUGCUUCCCUGGGCCUCAGAGCUGAGUGUCUCCCCCUGGCUCUGUUCUGCCCAGGCACCAGUGCUGCCAAGGGAGCAGCUGGGGCAUUAGCAGCGCUAUAAGCCCGCCAAGCCGUGUAGGUGUUGAUACCAGGCCCCAGCCCCAGAAAUAGCAUCGCCAGCAUCCCUCUGCCGUCUGGCCCCAGUCGCAGCAUCUUCCUCUCGGUGGAGAGCAGAACAGAUUCAAGCACUUUGGCUCGGGGAGAAAAGUGAUCUAAUCCCGUCACACCGCCUGGUCGGGCAUCUGGGACCUGAAGCACUCAGAGGUACUUGCUUUACCCCCGGGACAGGGACAAAGAAACCCAAUUGCAGCCACUUCAGUGCAUUGGCUGAGGGGUAGGACCCAGGAGUCCUGACUCCCAGGUCCUUGCUAUAAGCGCCAUGAUGUCUAUUCAUCUGUUCUCAAGGGCCAUAAACUACUCCUUUCCAGGAGUCCCUUUGCUCUAGUACAAGGAAAACCUCCUUGCCAGGUCUACUGAGAGUGGGCCAGGGCUGAAUGGCUUAUUACUCCUGCUUCCUGCUAUAACCACUGGAGAGAGCUGCUGGUCAUCACCAUAUUGCUUUUUGCAUUCAUAUUGCACAUGCCUGUGACUUGAUUCAUGGUCUGUCCUGCUGGUUUUGUAUGGGCAAAAUGAAGGGGCUCAUUCACUUGGUCCUUCUGUCCUAUGUUCUGAUCAGCUGGAAAUCCAGCUCUGAACUCCCCCAGUCUCACCCUAAAUCACUUGGCUAAGAUCAAAAGGGGCAAAACUAGGAGCCUAAUCCAGAUCUCCCAGUCCUAAUCCCAGUCCCCUAGGAGGGCAAAGCUUUCUAGAGUGAAAACACCAAGACAUCACCACAUUAGUCUCUUUU
Alligator mississippiensis (American alligator) is the source of this 6368-nucleotide messenger RNA. RefSeq lists its product as uncharacterized. The transcript is spliced from 6 exons. The record is from RefSeq and is a predicted model, not a curated record. Lineage: Eukaryota; Metazoa; Chordata; Crocodylia; Alligatoridae. The coding region runs from base 410 to 1090 and encodes 226 amino acids.